Molecule: messenger RNA, 689 nt
Organism: Penicillium hordei
Lineage: Eukaryota; Fungi; Ascomycota; Eurotiomycetes; Eurotiales; Aspergillaceae
Product: DUF3245 domain-containing protein
Exons: 2
Coding region: 45-689 (214 amino acids)
Source: RefSeq, a predicted model, not a curated record
CCCGAAUCCGCCAAUAACUCGACAUUGAGCACAAAGGAACCAAAAUGUCGCUCUCUAAAAGCGAGUCCGACGUAAUCCUCAACCGGGCCAACGUCGCCCUAUCUCGCAGCCAACGGCUCGUAGCCUCAUGGCUACCGCAACAAACAGAAGAACUAGCAAACCCCAAGACCGACGAAGAGCUCCAACGAGAAGAAGAUGAAAUCUUCACCGCAGUACCAGAGACUCUCGGCGUCGGAGCCCCCCUCCCCCAGAAAGCAGCAGAUGGAAGCUGGAACCGCACAGAGCUGGACUCAAACGAUAAACUGCGCAAACAACUCCUCGGCAAGAACUACAAUCGCGUUAUGAAGGCCGCCGCCGAGCAGAAGGCCGCGGCUGCUGCUGCUACGGCCGCGGCUGCGUCUGCUUCGGCCAGUGUGGCGAAAGCCGAAGUCGAAGAGGAGUAUGAUGAAGAGGAUGGUCGGUCGGCUAUGCUUGCUAGACAAAAGAAUAAGAGGAAAGGUGGGGCUGGGGUGGGUCGCGGUGUGCAUCCUGCUGCUGCGGCUGCGGCUGCUGAGGCCGGAGAUAAAGGUGGUGAGGAGGGUGAGGGUGAGGGUGCGCCGGCUCCUGCGCGCUCAAAGGGCAGGAAGAAGGCGACGAGUUAUCUUGAUGAGCUUCUGGCUGAGCGUGCGAAGAAGAGAAAGAAGAGGUGA